This is a messenger RNA of Meleagris gallopavo (turkey), 4861 nucleotides long. NCBI's taxonomy places the organism in Eukaryota, Metazoa, Chordata, Aves, Galliformes, Phasianidae. The record is from RefSeq and is a predicted model, not a curated record.
GCUUUUUAAUUUUUAUUUCAGAUGGUGAUGUAACAGUAAAUUUUGAAACUUCAAACGGACACACCAUAGCUAUUGGUGAAGAAACCAUACAGGAAGAAAAUGCAGUAAAAGCCAGCAGAGAUAAUGGCGCUUUGUCAGAGAAACCAUGUGGGCCAGAAGGAAAAAAGAAGAUCAAAAAGAGAACACUACUGAUCACUGCUCAGAAAUAACUGCAUCCCAUGCUCCACCACUACCCAAGUCUAAGCCUAAGUCUAAAAAAGCUCCGCUACCACCAAAAAAUGCUCUUGCUGCUUCUACCACCACCAGCCAUAAGAGUAAUGAAGCACCUCAUGCUAAAAAAAGAAAGGCUCCUGUUAAGCAGCCUCCUCUCCCGCCUCCCAAGCCAACAAGCCACAGUGCAAAUCGAGAAGUAGCUAGUGCUUCACAUGCUAAAAAAACACCAGUCUCCAAGUCCUCUUCAUCACCAUCUACUUCGUCCACAUCAUCUCAUCCCAAAGCCUCUAAAGAGACUUCCAGCAAAUCAGGCACAUCAGGAACUCCCAGGGGCAAGAAAAGGCCUGGGAAACAAACAGCUCCACGAACAGCACCAGAUGGGGCUGCCUCUUCCCCUUCAGGUGCCACUACCAACAAGUUGGAAGUGAAGGCAGAAAAAUCUGAGCCUGAGCAACCUUCCAGUGUAAUUUCUGAAACAGAGGAUGUAGGCGAACCAAGCAAGCUGGUUGUCCCCCCUCCUCCCAUCACUGCUCCUCCUCCACCCCCACCCCCACCUCCACCUCCUUUUACUUCUGCAGCUGGUCAACUCAUUGUAUCCUCAGAUGCCCAAGAUCCAUCCGUUCCCGGAUCAGAUAGUAAACCUCUUCUUCAGGCUGAGCGAGGCGCAGAUGAAGGCUUGAGCAAUACAACCCCAGACAGUGGUCCAGAAGCUAGUGGAGAGGACACAAAAAGCUUGGCUAGCAAAGACAACCAAGAAGCAAAGGCAGCUGGCCAGACCCACUCUGAACCAGCAGAGAGGACUUCUGAUGCUGCUGCUGCUGCUGAAAGUGAAAGCAGCAGAGAGAGCCAUGGCAGUGACUCUGAUUCUGAUGGGCCCAUACUUUACACAGAUGAUGAUGACGAUGAUGAUGAUGAUAAUGCGAGUGCUGAAAGCUCUUUGGCAAGUAAAAUUCGUCGUAGGGAUACUCUUGCUAUCAAACUUGGCAACAGACCAUCUAAGAAAGAAUUAGAAGACAAAAACAUCCUGCAGCGUACAUCUGAAGAGGAGAGGCAGGAAAUCAGACAUCAGAUUGGAACGAAGCUUGUGAGGAGACUUAGCCAGAGGCCUACAACUGAAGAGCUAGAGCAGAGAAAUAUCCUGAAGCAGAAGAAUGAAGAAGAGGAACAGGAAGCCAAAAGGGAAAUAAAACGUAGACUCAGUAGAAAGCUCAGCCUGAGGCCUACUGUGGCUGAACUUCAAGCAAGACGAAUCCUACGGUUUAAUGAGUACGUGGAGGUUACGGAUUCUCCAGAUUAUGACCGUCGUGCUGACAAGCCAUGGGCCAGGUUAACUCCUGCAGACAAGGCGGCAAUACGGAAAGAACUGAAUGAAUUUAAAAGCACAGAAAUGGAAGUACAUGAGGAAAGUCGACAGUUUACCAGGUUUCAUCGUCCAUAGUUGUAUGACCACAUCCCAUGUUUUAUGUAACAGUUUUCUUUGGGGAAAUCAUUGUGUCCUGAAGACCCAAGAGUGCACUGGAACUUGACUGAGCGUGAGCGUAUCUUGCAGCUUGCCCUGAGGUUAAUGGAGGAUGUGGCCUCGUCUUUAUCAAUGAACAAAUUAAUUGACUAGGAGGAGAAGCCAUAUGAAGUGUUUAUUUUAACAAAGAUACAUCUCGAUGCUAAGACAGAGCAUGGUGCUGUGGCCAGCCCACAGAGACAAGCUGAUGGUCUUCUUCAUCAGAGUUUGACACAUCGGGAAGAGCAGAAGACAAUCACUUGAGAGCCUAUGGCCAGGAACUCCUCAGACCUUAUGGCAUUGUGACUGGGGGUAACUGAGGAGGGGAGCGUGAGGAGGACUGAGAGCAGGAGGAGGGGGACUUCCCUUGUCAGCCAGAAGUGAAUGGUGGGAUGGUUGGCACUGUUUAGGGAUGCACUUGGCCAGUGGGAAGAAUCAUUUUUAAAAAAAAAACAACUGUGUGAGCAGCUGUGCAUGUAGAUUCUAGUGGCUGCAGCCUGUCUGAGAAAGACAGAAAGCCACAAGUCCUCAUGUCAUCAGUACUUUAGUGAAGAACUGUAAUUUUCUCUGGUGCCAGUAAAUGCAGAUGCCAGAAAUUAGUCCUAUUAUAACUCAGACAUCUUUUUUAAAAAUCCUGAUGAGCAUGCUUCAAGAAAAUACAUUGAACAUUCAUACAGAACAAGUAAUAUAUUUUUCAUUUUUUAAUGUUGACAUACUCUGGAUCCUCAGAAAUAGGUAAACAGGAUUCAGAGAGCAAACGACACCUGACGCUAUGAAUGCAACGAAAUUAUUUGUGUUUAAAAACACUCCUUUCCACCUGUCACUUGCCAUUCAAACCAGAGGGAUCACUAUCGUCCUCACCUGUGGCAGGCAAUAGUGGCAGCUUUGACAUCGUGUUAGCGUGGAUCCAAAUUCAGAAUUGAAAUGGGGCACAAAAGCCCUUACUGGCAGGUUGAAGCAGUGAUUGCUAAUAUGACAUUUUACACGUGAGAAUCCUUGCGCUGCUUGUAGGAAGGACUCACAUAUGAAUCAGUGUGUCUUCAGUCUGUGGUCUUGUGAAAGUUAAUAGAAAAUCCUUAGAGCAUCUGCAGCCUGUUUUUGUUGAGUGUGGAGAAUGCUUAUUAGAUCCAUAAAUUUUUAUACUAUCUUGGAAUUGUGUAUGUGAAGACUGCUAUUCAAAUUAAAUGGUAUGGAGUGUGAAAGGCAAUACAUGCUUUUUGUAAGUUGGCCCUAAACCUAUUAAAAAGCCUGUGGCAUUGUUUACACUAAGGAAUUCUCUGUCAUAUAUUAGCACUUAUUUAUCCUUUGAAUUAUGUACACAACAUUUUGGGGGGGAGGAAGGGGUAUGGAAUUCACAUAUGCAUACAUGUAAUGCAGUAUUACAAUAUAUAUGCUAUUUAUCCUUUCUAACGUGUGUACAUACUACAAUUUAUUUUUGUCUUUUAUGUGUCCUGCUUAGUUUUUAAUUAUGAAGUGUAAGUAUUUCUUUUUCAGGCAAUAAAAGGUCUGUGUAGAUGUGAUUCUUACCUCAAAGCCUGCAGUAGAUUCUUGUGGAAUGUUUUUUUUUUCUAAAAUUGAAGAUUGUUGAUUUAGAUGUCAGACUAAAGGCAGGAAGGCAAUUUAGUGGCUUAAAUUACAUCUCCCUCUUUACUGAUAUUUACAGCAAGAUUAGGUUUGCAUAAAUGAGGUGGAUUAUUUUAGUAAAGAGCACUUGAAGUAACAGGAGAGUGCUUUCCAACAGCUGCCAUCCUAUUAUCUUAAAUGAGUUGACAAACUUUUUUUUUUUCUUAAAGAAAAGAGAUUUAAAUGUCUGUUAGAAUCAUUUGUAUUUUAGUAAAAAUCCAAUAGAGUAAGACCCAAAAAUAUCAACAAUCAAAUAAGGUAGCCAUCUACAUGCUUGUAGAUGUACAGCAAAGAAAAGAAUAAGCGCCUUCCUUUUUUUAAUGGAAUCAAUAAGAGGCAUUAAGAUUCCAUUUGCAGGAAACAGUUCAGCUUCUGCAAGGCCCAUCAUUUCGUAAAUAUAGAAAUAUCACUUUGACAUCAAGGAAGCAGUGAAAAUGUAUUCUUUGGCACUAAAUCAUACAAAAAUGAUCAGGCCAUUAGAGAGUGAAGGUUUGUCAGCAAUUCUGGUAGAAUUCUAAUUUUUAUUUUUAGAAUUUGAAGACCAAACUUAAAACCUUAUACCAGCACUUAAUAAAUAGUUCUGCGUAAGGCUUCUUUUUCUGUCGCCAAACUUGGAAAUGUGUGUCCAAAAUCCUAUAAAGGUUUACUCUGUUGACUUUGAAGUAUGAAACACAAUAUUUCACUUCAGAGGAAACAGGUGGAACAAUUAACUACACCUCAGUACUGCUUUAAUUGUUUUCAAACUGUUGGAAGUAUACAAGAUACUCAAGGCAGAAAUACAACUGGGGUACAGAGUAUAAUAGCUUUGGCCAAGGUCAGGUCAGACCACAUAAACUUUAUAGAAGACAGCAGUUCCAUUGACAUGCCAGGGUAUGUAAGGAUUACAUAAGUGAACUAAUACUCAUUAGGCUCUUAGGAUGAAGAGAACCAAGUGACUCUGCAAGAAGACAUUCCUCCAGACCAGGCUGAGAACAUGAACGGCAAGAAACAUGCUGCCUUCUCAUUUAAGAGCUAAGGCACAAAGAUGAGAAUACAACUUCUGGCUCAGGCUUCCUCAAACUGCAUUUUGCUGUAAGGCAUGAGGAUAUGUAAGUGAGGUAUCUCUUAGGCUUUCCCUAUUCUCCUGGUUUUUGUUAGUCGCUUUGUUUUGCUUUGUUUUAAAGUAUUCACUAUGAGCCAUUGCUGGAGACAGAAUACUAGCCUGGGUGGAGAUGCUCAGCUGUUCUUUCAUUUCUUGUGUAAUUUCUUAAUACUUCCAUGAUAAAUAAUCAGAUGCAUUCCUUUGCCUGCAGUUCAGUAAGCUACUUAAGCAAAUGUAUGUAACUGGACAAAAAGAGUUGCCUUUAUUGGGACUUAUGUAAAAAUGUAGUAUAUCUGGAGAAACAGAACUAUAAACUAUCCAUUGUGUAUUGUACUCAUGCACAGACUUAGAAUUGUAUAUAUUAUUUUUAUAUUCUAAAUAUCAACUGGCAGGAUAGCAACAGCUGUAAAAUGUUACCCACGCAAUAAAAAAAUGAGAUUUUGGUA